UCAUCCUCAUGCUGGUUUGGUUUGGUGGAACAGAAAAAGAAGUAAAUAAUGGAAGGGACGGAGAAAAAUCAGAAGAUGACAGAGAAGAAGCUUUGCAGGCGAUGUAAACAGACAUACGAUAUUUCUACUAAUAACUCUUCAUCUUGCAGGUUCCAUCCUUCCUUUUUCGUUUCCAGAAGACAUGACGAUCAAAAGAGGUACUACGAACUAGGGCCAGAUGAUCCUCCUUAUGCUGCCAAGUUCUAUGACUGUUGUGGAGAUGAGGAUCCUGAUGCAAUUGGCUGCACCACCAGUGUUCACGUUUCUUACGACGAUUAGUUCCCUGAUCACUCUGAAGCCUUUUUUUCGUCAUUUUCGUUUGCUAGAGCAGAAAAUGUAAUAAUGUACAUAUUUUAUAUCUUUAUGCAUACCAAAAAGUUUAUCA
Messenger RNA from Papaver somniferum (opium poppy), 424 nucleotides. RefSeq lists its product as uncharacterized. Lineage: Eukaryota; Viridiplantae; Streptophyta; Magnoliopsida; Ranunculales; Papaveraceae. The transcript has 2 exons. Bases 49 to 318 code for a protein of 89 amino acids. The record is from RefSeq and is a predicted model, not a curated record.